AUGCAGGUAUAUGUAAUUACAGAUUUUGCCAAGGAAAGCAAAAUCAACACAGGAGGCAAAUCCUAUGAAAGUGAACCCACAACCACAACCUUCAAGAAACAACUACAAUCACCCACAGCCACAAUCCAGCACAACCGUAACACUCCACAACCAACCACAACCAUAAUAAACCCCAACCAUAACCACAACCUUCAAGAAACACAACCACAAGCAACGACAACCAUUCACCACAAGUACAACCUUCAAAAAACACACCCGCAACCAUUCACAACCACAACCCUCCACAACCGCAGCAACAACCCGCAAGUCAAAACUGGUCGGCAGGGUCAACGCAGACCAUCACCAUUCACCACAAGUCAUCACACGUCAUCACAGGUCACCACACAGUCAACCACAACUUACCACAACUCAUCGCGAAUACAGGUCAACACCAACAACCAACAAACCCACCACCAGGUCAUCACAAAUCAACUUAGAUCACCACAACUCACCAUGAAAUCAAAGGGCAAGACCCCUCCCCCCCCAGGUCAGUGCCACCUCCCCUACAAGUCCCUUAGAAGUCACCACCAACCUCACCGACAAUCACCCACGUUCCAACACCCCGUUCAGUGCCCCCACGUCGCACGAGCCCGGCACUCUCCCCUCGACGAGAGUGCCACCAUGGAUGUGCAGGCACCGGGCCUCCUCUCAUUAAUAACACAAGAGUGA
This is a messenger RNA of Penaeus monodon (black tiger shrimp), 708 nucleotides long. RefSeq names its product la-related protein Larp4B-like. The coding region runs from base 1 to 708 and encodes 235 amino acids. The transcript is spliced from 3 exons. NCBI's taxonomy places the organism in Eukaryota, Metazoa, Arthropoda, Malacostraca, Decapoda, Penaeidae. The record is from RefSeq and is a predicted model, not a curated record.